Messenger RNA from Tupaia belangeri chinensis (Chinese tree shrew), 291 nucleotides. It is a transcript of the gene SPINK14, whose product is annotated as serine peptidase inhibitor Kazal type 14 (putative). The transcript has 4 exons. Bases 1 to 291 code for a protein of 96 amino acids. NCBI's taxonomy places the organism in Eukaryota, Metazoa, Chordata, Mammalia, Scandentia, Tupaiidae. The record is from RefSeq and is a predicted model, not a curated record. Gene Ontology annotation, molecular function: protein binding.
AUGGCCAAAUCUUACCCAGUACUCUCUUCACUUUUGUUCUUCAUCCUGAUACAUUUGGUGCUACCUUCUGGUCCUCCACAAUGGUGGCCACCAUAUGGAGUUGUUAAGGUGAAAUGUCCAUAUAAGACAGUAAAUUUGGGUUGGUACAAUGGAACAGUGAACCCCUGCCCUGGCUUAUAUCAGCCCAUCUGUGGCAACAAUUUCAUAACAUAUGACAAUCCCUGCAUCUUGUGUAUUGAGAGCCUAAAAUCUCAUGGAAGAAUUAAGUUCCUCCAUAAUGGAAGAUGCUAG